Messenger RNA from Mollisia scopiformis, 827 nucleotides. RefSeq lists its product as uncharacterized. Lineage: Eukaryota; Fungi; Ascomycota; Leotiomycetes; Helotiales; Mollisiaceae. The transcript has 2 exons. Bases 6 to 743 code for a protein of 245 amino acids. The record is from RefSeq and is a predicted model, not a curated record.
AGUUGAUGGAAUCCUACAGCACGCUCAACCACGCCCGCCUCCUCGACACAAAUCGCAGCGUCUGCGAGAUCCAAUUCUCCCAAAUUCUCUCUUUCAUCCACGCCUCCCCCUUCGACCCCCCCGAACACAUCCGGCAAUUCUAUUCCUCAAUGCGCAACCGUCGCCGACAACACGAUAAAUUUCUCUUGCACGCCCUCCACGAGUCUCCCAGCCUCAAAACUUUCGGCACGGAGCCCACAUCGUCUCAAAUCAUUGUCAGCUCGCCGUUUCGCACACGCCAUCUCGUCAGGGACUUUGCCGCAGAUGUUCUAGAUAUUCUUGACGGGGCGAGGACACCGGUGGUGUGGAUUUUACAUAAGCCGUCAUCUGACAUUAGUGAACAAAAACUGAUCACGAGGAUCGAAGUCGUCAAGCAAUUAGUCUAUCAGAUCUUGCAGAAAAACCACACCAUGCUCGACGAGCGCUCCUUCAGCCUCAGUGCCGUGCGCUUCCAAAGCGCGAGGACCGAAAAUGAAUGGUUCGCGCUGCUGGGUUCUGUUCUGGCCGGAUUCAAACAAAUAUACAUUGUCGUCGACACGGCGCUUUUAGGCGAGAUCGAAGAAGAACGGCUUACGACAACAUGGCUAAAGCGAUUUAGAGAGUUGUUUGCUGAACUAAGGAACAGGCCGAAUUCCACGGUUGUCAAGGUAUUGUUUAUUAAUUAUAAGCCGACCUUCACCCAGGGGUUAGCGGCGGAGUAUUAGGCGAGUAUUGUGCGGGUGUCCGAAAGGAUAGUAGAGAAAUCGAAAGGAGGUCGAAGUUUUAGAAAGAGGAGGAAGAGAGCGCAG